Molecule: messenger RNA, 229 nt
Organism: Amoebophrya sp. A25
Lineage: Eukaryota; Dinophyceae; Syndiniales; Amoebophryaceae
Source: the annotation of a GenBank genome assembly
AUUGCGGGAAUCUUAAGGCCCUCACUAAGGAGGUAGAGCGUUAGUGAAUCCAUCAAGCUCAUCACCGAUAAUUAUUUGUGUAUCUUGUUGUUCAUGCGUUAAGUUCAAUGAUUGGAUUUUGCAAACCUUACUUUUAUUGUCCCUCUUUGAUAACAGACCUUCUAGUCAUCUCUCUUGCGACCUCUAAGAAAUCGUGGGACGAUCCAGUGAGCCGCCUACGGGGACAUCG